This is a messenger RNA of Colletotrichum orchidophilum, 918 nucleotides long. RefSeq names its product GIY-YIG catalytic domain-containing protein. Bases 1 to 918 code for a protein of 305 amino acids. The transcript has 2 exons. Lineage: Eukaryota; Fungi; Ascomycota; Sordariomycetes; Glomerellales; Glomerellaceae. Gene Ontology annotation, biological process: double-strand break repair via homologous recombination. The record is from RefSeq and is a predicted model, not a curated record. Gene Ontology annotation, molecular function: crossover junction DNA endonuclease activity; 5'-flap endonuclease activity. Gene Ontology annotation, cellular component: Slx1-Slx4 complex.
AUGCCCGUCCAGUCCAAGCCCAUCCCCGCCCUCUACACGGUGUACAUUCUCCGCUCCACCGUACGCCACGCGUCUCUCUACAUCGGCUCGACGCCCAACCCCCCGCGCCGUCUGAAGCAGCACAAUGGCGAGGCCCGCGGCGGCGCUGCUCGCACUUCCCGCCUGAGCCUGCGGCCCUGGGAGAUGGUGGGGCUGGUCUCCGGCUUCCCGGGCAUGGUUGCUGCUCUAAAGUUUGAAUGGGCGUUGACAAACCCGCAUCUUUCUCUGCAUAUUCCCUCCGGAUCACGGAUUACCGUCUCGACUGGAGUUAAGAAGAAUGGACACCCUCGCCGGCCUCGCGCGAGUAUAUCUUCGAUAUUAUCCAACUUACAACUCCUACUAGGUGUACCGAGCUUCCGCCGAUGGCCGCUUACACUUCACUUUUUCGCAAAGGAUGUGCACAAAGCAUGGCUUACAUCGUCUGCCAACUCGACCGAGCCUCUACGAAACACUCUCAACAUUGUCACCGACUUCGGCCCUGACCCCGCAUCUUCAGACGACGUCGCUUGGGGCAUCCAUGCUUUAUCUGUGGACUACACCCAUGUGAAGGAAUACGUGGAAAAGGCACAGUCCAUCACUGCCUUUGAAAGAGAAGGCAACUGUAUCGUCUGUAAAGAGCCUCUUCCUCACGGUCAAGGAUUACACGCCGUGUGUCCAAAUGAGGCCUGUGAAGGCGUCGGGCAUCUGUCAUGCUGGAGUCGUCAUAUGCUCCACCACGAUGAGGACCGAGAAGCAGUUGUCCCUAUUCAGGGCCGUUGCCCCCAAUGUGGAGGCCACGUUCAGUGGGUCGAAAUGAUGAAAGAACUGACGCUACGGGCAAGGGGUGCGAAAGAAAUCGACGCUCUUUUGAAAAAGAAAAAGAGGCGAACGAAGACUUGA